AUGAGUUUUCGAAGAAGAGCACCACGUACACUGCUGCCGUUUGGCUUAGAGUACACGGACGUGGACCAAAACGCUGCUGGUGAGACGCUGGACUAUCCCUUACCCAUUAAUGGUAGACCUACUGCCAUAGAAGAUGACAAUGCCAAGCAAUUUACACAUUUUACGGCGCUGAUGAAGAAUGGCUCUUUUUUUACGGGAACCUUAUCCAGCUUGAAGCAUACGAAUAAGAAGAAAGGAGCGGUGAUUCUUGAAGGUGGUGUUAAUGAUGGACUCAAAAGAUACUCUGACAAGUUUAGAAAGAAAAUUAAGACAGGAAGAUCUAUUAGAGAUCAUCCCUUUAUAUUGGAGUUCUUUCCUAAUGAGUUGCAUAGUAUAAUGGUAUCAAAAGAUAAAAAGGCCAGAUCCUUACAGUUGACUAGGUACUCAAAGGGAGAAAAGAAGGAUAUAGGUAAACUCAUUAAUAUGAGUGCUGUCGAGAAGAAGAAACAGCAGAUUCAAGAUAGGCUCAAUACAGUGGAUGGAAAUGAAGUUGAAUCGGAUGAUAAUAACGAGGAAGAUGAGGAUGAGGAGUUUGAAGAUGAUGAGGAUGAUGACUAUAAUGCUGAGAGGUAUUUUGAUGAUGGUGACGACCUAGGUGGAGAUGACGAUGAUAAUGCAGGAAACGAAGAAGCCGCCUUCUAA
Messenger RNA from Brettanomyces nanus, 681 nucleotides. RefSeq lists its product as uncharacterized. The coding region runs from base 1 to 681 and encodes 226 amino acids. The record is from RefSeq and is a predicted model, not a curated record. The transcript has a single exon. Gene Ontology annotation, biological process: transcription by RNA polymerase III. NCBI's taxonomy places the organism in Eukaryota, Fungi, Ascomycota, Pichiomycetes, Pichiales, Pichiaceae. Gene Ontology annotation, cellular component: RNA polymerase III complex.